This is a messenger RNA of Linum tenue, 3708 nucleotides long. NCBI's taxonomy places the organism in Eukaryota, Viridiplantae, Streptophyta, Magnoliopsida, Malpighiales, Linaceae. The record is from the annotation of a GenBank genome assembly.
AUGGUGUGGAUGGUUGCUGGAACUCUGGGGAGCAUCGGGGAUGGAUCCAUGACUCCACUUACCAUGUACAUUCUAAGCGAUGUCAUCAACAACUAUGGCGGGUCUCAGUUGAAUGGUUCAAACAAGACCGUCGAGAAGGCAAAAAAACAGUAUGCUUUGAGAUUGCUCUUCCUCGCAAUUCUAGUUGGUGCAUCAGCUUUCUUGGAAGGACUGUGUUGGACAAGAACAUCCGAGAGGCAGACAUCUAGAAUGAGGUUGGAGUACCUUAAAGCAGUGCUGAGACAGGAAGUUGGUUUCUUCGACGGAGAGUCUGCUUCGUGUAGCACUUUCCAAGUCAUCUCUGUCAUUUCUUCUGAUGCUCAUGUAAUCCAGGACACCAUAGCUGAGAAGAUACCAAACUGUCUGGCUCAUCUCACAUCAUUCAUCGCCAGCAUCCUGGUCUCGUUCUUGCUCUCAUGGGAACUGGCUAUAUCAGCCUUGCCAUUCGCCAUCUUGUUUAUUGCCCCUGGACUGGGGUUUGGAAAGCUGCUGGUUAAACUUGCAGGGAAAUCCAAAGAAGCAUAUGAAAUGGGUGGUACGAUUGCUGAGCAAGCAAUCUCAUCGAUCCGGGUCGUCUACUCCUAUGUAGGGGAGGCUCAAACGCUGGGGAGAUUCAGUAACGCACUUCACAGGAGCAUGGAGAUUGGGAUCAAGCAAGGGUUGACUAAAGGGGUUCUGAUUGGAAGCAUGGGGAUGGUAUAUGGAGCUUGGGCUUUCCAAGCUUGGGUUGGAAGUUAUCUGGUCACUGAAAGGGGCCAAAAGGGUGGUGCUGUUUUCGUCUCGGGAGCCUGUUGCUCUUUUGAAUGUUCUUGCGAUUCCAGGUCCAUCAUGAAUGCGCUACCCAAUCUUUCAUUCAUCUCACAGGCAGUUUUGGCUGCUUCAAGGGUCAAUGAAAUGGUCGAUAGGGUCCCAGGUAUAGACUCUGAAGAUGACGAGAAGAAGGUCCUGUCACGUAUUAAAGGGAGCAUUUAUUUCAAGGAUGUUCAUUUCAGCUAUCCAUCUAGACCAGAAUCUCUUGUUCUCCGUGAAUUCAGCCUUCGAAUUCGUCAUGGAGAAACAGUGGCGCUUGUUGGAGGGAGUGGGUCAGGAAAGUCGACUGUCGUUGCUCUGCUGGAGAGGUUCUAUGAUCCUGUCAAAGGCAACAUAUUGCUUGAUGGCCAUGACAUAAAGAAACUUCAUCCUGGAUGGUUGAGAUCCCAAAUGGGGCUGGUAAAUCAAGAGCCAAUUCUGUUUGCAACAACCAUUCAAGAGAACAUUCUGUUCGGCAACGAGGAAGCUUCCACGAAACAUGUUGAAAGAGCUGCCAUGGCUGCAAACAUACAUGACUUCAUCAAGAAGUUACCCAAUGGAUACCAAACACAAGUGGGGCAAUUUGGUUUUCAGUUAUCAGGAGGGCAAAAGCAAAGGAUUGCUAUAGCAAGAGCACUGAUCAGAAAUCCAAAGAUUCUCCUUCUAGAUGAAGCCACAAGUGCAUUGGAUGCAGAAUCUGAAAGGGUGGUCCAAACUGCCCUUGAUAAAGCCUCGGUGGGCAGGACGACAAUCAUUGUUGCUCAUCGCCUGUCAACUGUAAGAAAUGCUGACAUGAUAGUUGUUCUUCAAUCUGGGGAGAUAGUUGAAUCAGGAAGCCAUGACGAACUCGUUGACUUGGACAAUGGGAAAGGAGGAGCUUAUACCAAAAUGUUGAGAUUGCAGCAAUCAGUAGAUAAGAAUUCAGCAGUAGGCCCAAAUGUACCAAACAGAACCCAUCGGAGCCCUAAAUAUCAUCCUCCACAAACUCCCGUUAGUGCUGGAAGAUCUGGAUGUCACGGCAGCCCAUCUUCCUUCAGCCCAGUUUUCUCGAUCAACAUUGAACCUCCACUCCACACACAUUCCUAUCACCAAAAUGACAACAACAGCAAGGCAUCAUCAUCCUCAUCGUCAUCACAGUGGAGGCUGCUGAAAAUGAAUGCUCCAGAAUGGCGGAGAGGGUUUCUUGGCUGCCUAGGAGCUGCCACAGUUGGAGCAAUUCAACCAGCUCAUGCAUAUUGUCUAGGAUCAGUUCUGUCAGUAUACUUCUCUGAAGAAAAUAUAAAGUCAGAGAUCAUAACCUACUGCUUUCUCUUUUUAAGCUUUGCAGUUCUCAGCUUCACUUUCAACAUCAUCCAGCAUUACAACUUCGCAAUCAUGGGUGAGAAAUUGGUGAAAAGGGUACGCGAGAAAAUGGUAGAGAAGAUGUUCACCUUCGAGAUCGAUUGGUUUGAUCAAGAACACAACACAAGUGCUGCCAUUUGUACUCGGCUAGCCAAUGAAGCACAGCUGGUUCGGUCCUUAAUUGGAGAUCGGAUGUCACUUCUGAUUCAGAUCUCCUUCAGUGCUACCAUUGCCUUUAUCGUCAGCCUGAUAGUCACAUGGAGACUAGCAAUUGUCAUUAUCUCAAUACAACCACUAAUCAUUGGAAGUUUCUACUCCAGAAGUGUGCUGAUGAAGACAUUGUCCGCAAAAGCACGUGCAGAACAGCGAGUGGGAAGUCAGUUAGCAAGUGAAUCAAUCAUCAAUCACAGAACUAUAACUGCCUUUUCAUCUCAAAGGAGGAUAUUAACUUUGUUUGCACAAACGAUGGAAGGACCCAAGAAGGAAAUUGUGAAACAAUCAUGGUUUUCAGGUAUUGGGUUAUGUAGUUCACAAUUCCUGACCACAGCAGCUAUGGCUUUAACUUACUGGUACGGAGGGAAGCUGUUGAAUGAAGGAUUGAUAAAGCCUAAACACCUCUUCCAGGCAUUUUUUCUACUGAUGAGUACUGGUAAGAAUAUUGCUGAUGCAGGGAGCAUGAGUUCUGAUAUCGCCAAAGGAGGCAGUGCCAUUAGAUCGGUGUUUGAAAUCCUGGACAGAAAAACUGAGAUAGACCCAGUUGAUCCAAAGGGGAUAAAACUGAGGAAACCAAUCAAUGGCAAAAUUGAGCUUGACAAGAUAUUCUUUACUUACCAAACAAGACCAGAUCAACCAAUCUUCAGAGGGCUAAGCCUGAAGAUUGAAGCCGGGAAGACAAUAGCUCUUGUAGGUCCAAGUGGUUCAGGAAAGUCAACAGUUCUUGCACUUAUCGAAAGAUUUUACGAUCCACAAGGUGGGACCUUACUGAUAGAUGGACGUGACAUCAGGAGCUACAACUUGAGGAAGUUGAGAUCUUACAUUGCAUUAGUGAGCCAAGAACCGACUCUUUUUGCUGGAACAAUCCGCGAUAACAUUGCUCAUGGCAAUGACAGCGCCACAGAAGCUGAGAUCAGAAGGGCUGCAAUCCGGGCCAAUGCUCAUCAGUUCAUCAGCUCCCUAAAACAAGGGUAUGAUACCUACUGUGGAGAGAGAGGAGUACAGCUUUCAGGAGGCCAGAAGCAAAGAAUAGCAUUGGCGCGAGCAAUCCUGAAGGACCCGGCAAUCCUGCUUCUGGAUGAAGCGACAAGUGCACUCGAUAGCAUGUCGGAGAACCUUGUCCAGGAAGCACUGGAAAAGAUGAUGGUUGAAAGGACAUGUGUUGUGGUUGCUCAUAGAUUAGCCACAAUACAGAAGGCAGACACCGUAGCUGUGAUCAACAAAGGCAAAAUUGCAGAAGAAGGUUCACACAGGAAUCUCAUUGCUUUACAUGGUAUAUACUAUUCUUUGGUUAAGACUCAAGGCGGGACUUCUCCUUACAGAUAG